GUUCUGAUUAUCAUACGCAUUAUCCUCCUUGAUUUAUUCAUCGUCCUCUCAAAACUAUAAAAUGCCGUGCUCCUGCUCACAUCAAAAUACAGAAUCCCUAUCAAUGCCUGACAAGACACAGAUGAUCCAGAUCAACGGUACAAACGGCCUGAAUGCUGCCAAAUCCAACGGCAUCAACGGCGCGAACGGUGCCAAUGGACACCCCAGUGAAGCACAGCGCAGGAAUCCGUAUGCACCACGCGCAUCAGACUUUCUAAGCAACAUAUCAAAUUUCUCCAUCAUCGAGAGUACUCUUCGAGAGGGUGAGCAGUUUGCCAACGCCUUCUUCGAUACCAAAACAAAAAUCGCAAUCGCCAAGGCCCUUGAUGCAUUCGGUGUCGAGUACAUCGAGCUAACCUCUCCCGCUGCAUCUGAGCAAUCGCGUGCUGACUGCGAGGCCAUCUGCAAGCUCGGUCUCAAGGCUAAAAUUCUCACCCACAUUCGUUGCCACAUGGACGAUGCACGAAUCGCUGUCGAAACUGGUGUCGAUGGGGUCGAUGUUGUGAUUGGAACAUCUUCGUUCCUCCGCGAAUUCUCCCACGGCAAGGACAUGACUUAUAUUACUAAGACCGCCAUCGAAGUCAUCACAUUCGUCAAGUCCAAGGGCAUCGAAGUUCGCUUCUCCUCAGAAGAUUCCUUCCGUUCCGACCUCGUCGAUCUACUUUCCAUAUACCAGACUGUCGACAAGGUUGGUGUCAACCGUGUGGGCAUAGCUGACACCGUUGGAUGCGCAAACCCUAGACAAGUCUAUGACCUCGUUCGUACCCUCCGCGGCGUCGUUGGUUGUGAUAUUGAGAUCCACUUACACAAUGACACCGGAAUGGCAAUCGCCAACGCUUAUUGCGCGUUGGAGGCCGGCGCAACACACAUCGAUACCUCGGUCCUUGGCAUUGGUGAGCGUGUCGGUAUCACGCCUCUCGGUGGUCUCGUGGCAUGCCUGUACGCUGCCAAUCCAGAAUACGUCAAGGCCAAGUACAAUCUACCCAUGCUGCGCGAGAUUGAAAACCUCGUCGCAGAGGCAGUAGAGGUCAACGUGCCUUUCAUGAACCCGAUCACCGGCUACUGUGCUUUUACGCACAAGGCUGGUAUUCAUGCCAAGGCGAUCUUGAACAACCCUAGCACAUACGAGAUUUUAAAGCCCGAAGACUUUGGACUUACCCGAUACGUGUCGAUUGGACACCGUCUCACUGGCUGGAACGCUGUCAAGUCAAGAGUUGAGCAGCUCGGACUCAAUCUCACCGACGAUGAGGUCAAGGAUGCAACUGCCAAGAUCAAGGAGCUCGCUGAUGUCCGCACUCAAUCAAUGGACGAUGUUGACUCCCUGCUGCGUAUAUAUCACUCCGGCAUCCAGUCUGGAGAGCUCGCAGUCGGUCAAAAGGAGGCACUCGACCGAUUGCUCCAGCAGCACCACGAGACCUCGAGAGAACGUCAGCAGCUAGGGGAUGUUGCUGCUGCUGCAUAAAAUUUAAAAUUUGUUAUUUGUAUAAAGUCGUCUUUCUUGUCGAGGAAAGAGUUGACCGGUUGGUCGCUCUGUAUCGUGAUGGAAUUGUAGAUCAGUGUCUAUCCCUCCAACGCUUUUUGUGAAUCACAAUGCAUCAUGUGUGAGACUCUUCGGAUUGCUAGACCUCGCAACCCAGCAACCUCAUGUAACGAGACUCUGGCCACGUUUACAGUGUGUUGCAUAUCAAACUGC
Suillus plorans is the source of this 1732-nucleotide messenger RNA. RefSeq names its product HMGL-like-domain-containing protein. NCBI's taxonomy places the organism in Eukaryota, Fungi, Basidiomycota, Agaricomycetes, Boletales, Suillaceae. The transcript has 6 exons. Gene Ontology annotation, molecular function: homocitrate synthase activity. The record is from RefSeq and is a predicted model, not a curated record. Bases 62 to 1501 code for a protein of 479 amino acids. Gene Ontology annotation, cellular component: mitochondrion.